Messenger RNA from Myripristis murdjan (pinecone soldierfish), 4362 nucleotides. RefSeq names its product protein tyrosine phosphatase receptor type Ea (gene ptprea). The coding region runs from base 397 to 2490 and encodes 697 amino acids. NCBI's taxonomy places the organism in Eukaryota, Metazoa, Chordata, Actinopteri, Holocentriformes, Holocentridae. Gene Ontology annotation, biological process: protein dephosphorylation. The record is from RefSeq and is a predicted model, not a curated record. The transcript is spliced from 22 exons. Gene Ontology annotation, molecular function: protein tyrosine phosphatase activity.
UGGGUUCAGUAAGGCUGUAAAUACGUUUCUUGUUGAGCUCACAACGUUGUGGCACAAUGACGGGAGCGAUUUGACAACCUGAGACGACUUCUGUCAACCCGCCGUGACUCAAUGUGGUGAGCUCUCCUUUAAGGCUUACAUUGCUGCUCUGCUUGGUCAGCUGCUGGAUUUGAACCUCUGAGACCCACAACUCAGCACCGCAGCCCUGAUCCAGAGAUCCUCUCUCCUCCCUGGGCUGUGAGACCAGACGUUGCUCCCCGCACCUCCAUCUCCUGUCUACCCUCACCCAGAAGACAACCACAGCAAUGUGACCUCUGGACCCAUCCAGCACCAAUCCCACCUGCUAUGAUGGACGUGAGAGUCAGUAUACAGUGAAUCUAUACUCAUCCAGUCACAAUGGUCCCAGUUCUGUUUUUGGUGGCAACCACAAUAACAUCCAAUUACUCUACCAAUGAAAACCAUACAAGAGAAGACACUAAGUCCCCCAGCCCCCACAUCCUCCCCACUGUGCUGGUGCUGUCCUUGCUGCUGCUCAUCAUCGCACUGCUAGCCUGGUACUUCCUCAGGUUAAGAAACCAGAGAAAAGCAGUCGUCACAACAGUCGACAAGAAGAUACCAAAUGGCAUCCUGGAAGAACAAGAGUUUGGAUACAGUGCUGAGUCGUUAUACACAACUUUACCACCAGAGCAACAGACGGUGGUCCUUCUGCCCAGAUCCCCCUCAGCCUCUAAGACCUACUUCCCCAUCCCAGUGGACCACCUAGAGGAGGAGUACAGGCUCCGCUCUGCUGACGAUGGCAAGCUCUUCAGGGAGGAAUAUAAUUCGUUGCCUGGGGGCUAUACCCAUGGAACAUGUGAGGAGGCCAAUAAGGAGGACAACAAGGAGAAGAACAGAUACCCAAACAUCCUUCCCUAUGACCAUUCCAGGGUGGUGUUGACUCAGCUGGAUGGAAAUCCCUGUUCAGACUAUGUGAAUGCUUCUUACAUUGAUGGUUACACAGAAAAGAACAAAUUCAUAGCAGCACAAGGUCCAAAGGAAGACACUGUGGCAGACUUCUGGAGGAUGAUAUGGGAGCAGAAAGUAGCAACUGUUGUCAUGCUGACAAACCUGAAAGAAAGGAAAGAAGACAAAUGUUACCAGUACUGGCCAGACCAGGGCUGUUGGACCUAUGGGAAUGUCAGGGUGGCAGUAGAGGACUUCACCGUCCUGGUGGACUACACCAUACGCAAGUUCUGUGUGCAAUAUCAGGCCAGCGAUGCCUCCAAGACUCCCCGGCUUGUCACCCAGCUCCACUUCACCAGCUGGCCUGACUUCGGAGUUCCCUUCUCCCCCAUCGGCAUGCUCAAAUUCCUCAAGAAGGUCAAGGCAGUCAAUCCACCCUUCGCUGGACCCAUUGUGGUCCACUGCAGCGCUGGUGUGGGAAGGACGGGCACCUUCAUCGUCAUAGAUGCCAUGAUAGACAUGAUGCAUGCAGAGCAGAAAGUCGAUGUGUUUGGCUUUGUCUCCAAGAUACGAGAGCAACGCUCACAACUUAUCCAGACAGAUAUGCAGUACUCGUUCAUCUACCAGGCCCUGCUGGAAUACUACCUCUAUGGAGACACAGAGUUGGAUGUUUCGUCUCUGGAAGGACACCUGCACAAACUGCACAACACCUCAGCCCCAUCUGACCGGGUCGGCCUGGAGGAGGAGUUUAAGAAACUGACCAACAUGCGCAUAAUGAAGGAGAACAUGAGGACAGGGAACCUUCCUGCCAAUAUGAAGAAGAACAGAGUCCUGCAGAUUAUUCCAUAUGACUUCAACAGAGUUAUUCUCUCCAUGAGAAGAGGGCAGGAGUUCACCGACUACAUCAAUGCAUCUUUUAUAGAUGGCUACAGACAGAAGGACUACUUCAUUGCCACCCAGGGGCCUCUGUCCCACACAGUGGAGGACUUCUGGAGAAUGGUUUGGGAAUGGAAAUGUCACUCAAUUGUCAUGCUCACUGAGCUCCAGGAGAGGGAGCAGGACAAGUGUUUCCAGUACUGGCCCUCAGAAGACUCAGUCACCUAUGGAGAUUACACAGUGGAGAUGAAGGGAGACACUUUGUGUGACACCUUCAGUCUACGAGACCUGGUACUCACCUUCGGCCCGGAGAAGCAGACGAGGCUGGUCAGGCACUUCCACUUCCACGGCUGGCCGGAGAUCGGCAUCCCAGCUGAGGGCAAAGGCAUGAUCGACAUCAUCGCCUCAGUGCAGAGACAGCAGCAGCAGUCCGGGAACCAUCCCAUCGUCGUACACUGCAGUGCUGGUGCAGGGCGAACAGGUACGUUCAUUGCACUGAGCAAUAUCCUGGAGCGAGUCAAAGCAGAGGGGCUGCUGGACGUGUUCCAAACUGUGAAGAGUUUACGCAUGCAGAGGCCUCACAUGGUCCAAACUGUGGAACAGUAUGACUUCUGCUACAGGGUGGUACAAGACUUUGUCGACAUUUUCUCAGACUAUGCCAAUUUUAAAUGAUGAGAUUUGCCUUAAACAUGAUUUUUUAAAUGUUGUUUUCUAAAGCUGGUUUGUCAGUCUCAAAGUGUUUCUUUAACUUGGUCAAAUGAUCUUCUAUUUUGCUAUGCACUUGUCCUACCAUUAACUAAAACUCCGUCCUCGCUGUAAUAUACUGUAUGUCAGAGAAUGAAAAUUGUAAAUGCUAAAGUCAGAUUAAUAAUGUAUAUUUCACAUCAUGUAUAUUAAUAAUUUUAUCAUCAAGUGUUGUUUCAACCUUGGUCUCUUCAGUUCAGUUUUGUUGUAUGAUACUGUACUUUACGUUUGAAUGUUUAUUCUGUGUUAUUUUGGAUUGACCAUACGUAAUAUUUUUAAAAAUUGUUGCUAUUGUAAAUGUAUUUAUGUAUUGUCAGCAACUGCCCAUUCUUGCAUUUGGAGACCACGACAAGAAUGUUAAGAUAUUUUUAUUUAUGUAAAUGUUAUUCUUACAUUUAUUGACGACUUCUGAGAUUGGAGGUGAUACUGAAACCUAUUUUUCAUUUUUCUCAAGAUGCCCAUUUUGAAUGUGACACUCUUUCCAAUGGAAAUGUAUAGACAACAUGCAUCACUUCAGCCAUAAUGCAGAGAACAUACAGAUGAUAUGCAAUGGAUACCAAGUUGAUGAUAAGGGGUUGAUUUCCCAUACUGAUUCAGGCAGAUUUUUCACAGUUGAAGACAUAUCGCAGGCCAAUGAGCGACCGUUUAACUGACUUUGUACCUCAAUCAGUGGUAUGCAACUGCACAUAACACGGAUCCAACGUUUAUACAGUCUGCCUUUUAUCUGUAAACAGCAAAUAUUUUGCUAAAUCAACUGCACAUUAAAAAGCACAUCUAACAUGUAAGCCUUUUGCCAAGAAUUUACAAUGUUCAAGAGUAUCUUCUACGGUUGCUUUGUUUGUUUUCUAGGUUAGAGAUAUAUAUUAUUGCAUAAAUCAGUGCCAUAUGAACUUUUUUAAGACAACUCUGAGUUCAAGGUCACAGAUAUCAGUCUAUAAAAGGAAAAGGUAAGGAUAGCUCAGUUUUCAGAAUUAUACAUAAAUAAUGAAUAUUGUAAACCUUAAUUUUACAUGAUAAACUAUGCUCCUUGCUCUUUAAACCAAAUGAUGUUUGGUAACUAGGGAUAUACAUUACAGUCACCAUAACAAAGAACUUGUUGACAACUUUUGUCAGAUCCAUAAAAUGAAUCCCAUAAUAGCAACAACCUCAGUAAACACCAGUGGUGCUUCAUUACCAGCUUAGAAGCCGGCCUUAACCAGGGCAGCCAAACCUCGAAAACACAAAGGGCCACAAGCACAUUGUAUCCCAGACCUGGAUCAAAUAGUAUUUACAGCUACUUAUGCGUUUAAUUACUUCUCUGUGCUUGAAAUCUUAUCUAGCAGUAUGUGCUUUUCCCCGGAGGCGGUAAACCCCACACAGCUGGUACUCCAUGCAGGUCCAAAUAUUACACCAAAUUCUAUUUGAGCCAGCUCUGCUCUAUUCCUCAAUUAAAUAUGUAAUUGUGUUGAUACUGUACGUUAUGUAAAUACAACCUGAUGAAGUGCUGACAUUGUGAAAGUUGCUGAACAGGACAAAACUGUUUGUCAAGUGGAUGGACGUGUCAGUUUUCUUGUUUUCUGUGCUAUCUUGUCUGUGAGAGUUUUGAAGUGCAGCACAAGAAAUUGGGAUUUUAGCAAACCAGCCUGAGUCUCCUCUCCCUUGGCUUUGUUGUCAGUCCGCCCCUUACUGUCAAAAGAUGGAGGAGGGCCUGUUUGGGCCAGAGCUCUUUGCCUUCGCUCUCUCUGUGAGUUGGUCUGUCUCUUUUUUGGAUUCUCAAUGUCUUUUAAAUGCAAGUUGCAAUAUUAAAUCCUUUGGAAAAUG